Messenger RNA from Alternaria postmessia, 5010 nucleotides. RefSeq lists its product as uncharacterized. Gene Ontology annotation, molecular function: histone demethylase activity; DNA binding. Gene Ontology annotation, biological process: chromatin remodeling. Lineage: Eukaryota; Fungi; Ascomycota; Dothideomycetes; Pleosporales; Pleosporaceae. The transcript is spliced from 2 exons. Bases 1 to 5010 code for a protein of 1669 amino acids. The record is from RefSeq and is a predicted model, not a curated record. Gene Ontology annotation, cellular component: nucleus.
AUGGUCGACUUCAUGCCCCCCAGUGGGCCCUCGACAGGCGCCACUAUGACUACCUUUCGAGUCGCUACGGACAGCGGAACGCCUGAUGGAACAGCCAGUGCACCCAAGUCAAGAAUGGGUGGUGCUGCGGUGCCUGCCAUGAGUGGCGCGCAGCUGAAUGGGGCUGGCACGAUUCCCUUGAGCGCGCGUAAGGCGGCGCCGCUGGAUCUCGCUACCGUAGAGCGCAGAGGACAUGGGGCGCCGAACAAUCUACCACCCAAGCAGAACCGUCUCUUUGGUUUGCGCGAGUCUCCAACAUAUCGACCGACAGCCGAGCAGUUCAAGGAUCCCGUGCAAUACAUUCAGAGUAUCCGAGAGGAGGCACAGAAGUAUGGCAUAGUCAAGAUCGUGCCGCCGGAUACCUGGAAUCCGACGUUUGCCAUCGACACAGAGCGCUUCCACUUCCGGACACGGCGACAAGAGCUCAACUCAGUCGAGGGCGGCACACGUGCUAAUUUGAACUACCUCGAUCAGCUCGCCAAAUUUCACAAGCAACAUGGCCACAGUCUCACUCGCUUUCCCAGUGUCGACAAGCGACCUUUGGAUCUCUACAAGCUCAAGAAGGCCGUUGAAAAGAGAGGUGGUUUUGAACGUGUCUGCAAGCAGAAGAAGUGGGCUGAGAUAGGACGCGACCUCGGCUAUAGUGGCAAGAUAAUGUCUUCGCUGUCUACAUCACUCAAAAAUUCAUAUCAGAAGUGGCUGCACCCAUAUGAGGAGUAUCUGCGUCUAGUCAAGCCUGGCGUGCAACAGAUGCUAGAGUACGAGCAUGGCGGACCUUUCACACCAUCGCCAGCCCAUUCGCCCAUGAAGAAAUCGCUACAGGGCACGCCUGUCGCCAACGCGACGGAUUCGCCUGCCAUAAGAGCUUCAGCAGCUCUGAACGCGACACUGCAGGGUGACUCCGUACCCACACCACCAUCCGAACUGUCGCGACCUGCUAUGCAGGCAGGCUUCACACCGGUGAACUCUGGAGGCUUUACAGCGGUCAACGCACUCUCAUCACAGAAGCCAUCUACGCAGCCCUCGACACCUAGUGCUUUUGUUGCGGCCAAUGCCUCAGGUGCUAUGCACCGGGAUGUGUUGGAGUCGCGCACAUCGACACCCCUGCGCAACGCUGGUAGCCCCAUGCUCUCAGCUGACAACACACCCGACCUUCGACCGCCCGGCAAUGGACUGACACCAUUGGCCAACGGACAUCAAUUUAACCAGCUGAAGCGAACCUUCUCCCAGGAUCCAGAGAGUAGUGCAAAUGACGAUGUGGAUGAGGCAAGCGGGCGACGGAGUAAGCGACUUAAGAAAGACGCUCCUCCUACGGUUGCUGGCUCGCACAUGACUCAGCCUCGCCAAUCGACGCCCAGCCGGUCUUUCCCACGCGUGAGAUCGGCCGACGAACGACCUGGUGAUCGUUGCGAAACUUGCGGUACCGAUAAUGAUCCACAGAACAUUUUGUUGUGCGACAGCUGCGACUCCGGCUACCAUGGUUAUUGUUUGGACCCACCGAUCAAGGCUAUUCCUGCAUAUGACUGGCAUUGCCCCAGGUGUCUUGUCGGCACGGGCGAAUUUGGAUUCGAAGAAGGAGGCAUUUACUCGCUUAAGCAGUUCCAGGAACGAGCUCAUCAAUUUAAACAGAGUCAUUUUGCCAACAAGAUGCCUUUCGAUCCGAUCACCAACGCGCCAAAGCCGGUCACCGAGGAUGACGUAGAACGCGAGUUUUGGCAUUCGGUCGCAAACGUGACAGAGACGGUCGAAGUUGAGUAUGGAGCAGACAUACAUUCCACAACACACGGCAGUGGCUUUCCUACGAUCGAGAAGAACCCACGCGACCCCUACUCUACUGAUCCAUGGAAUUUGACUGUACUCCCCUACGCGCCAGAUUCUCUGUUUCGCCACAUCAAGUCCGACAUCUCAGGCAUGACAGUACCUUGGCUAUACGUCGGUAUGGUGUUCUCGACAUUUUGUUGGCAUGCUGAAGAUCAUUACACCUACUCGGCAAACUACCAGCACUUUGGCGCUACCAAAACCUGGUACGGUGUACCAGCCGAAGAUACAGACAAGUUCGAGCAAGCCAUGCGUGAGGCAGUACCAGAAUUGUUUGAGAGCCAACCAGACCUUUUGUUCCAGCUCGUGACGCUUUUGACCCCGGAGCAGCUUUUGAAGGCUGGUGUCAGAGUCUAUGCGAUUGAUCAACGCGCUGGAGAGUUUGUGAUAACAUUCCCAGAAGCCUAUCACGCUGGGUUCAACCAUGGUUUCAACUUGAACGAAGCAGUGAAUUUUGCACCGAGUGACUGGGAGCCUUUUGGUGAGCACGGAGUCCAACGUCUUCAGGAUUACCGACGUCAGCCAUGUUUCUCUCACGACGAACUACUAUUGGCCGCGGCAUCGCGUAAAGACACAACUAUCAAAACCGCCAAGUGGCUCGGCCCUGCAAUGGAGCGAAUGCUCGAGCGAGAAUCGCGCAUUCGUGCAGAAUUCCUCGAGAAGCACAAAGCUGCCAGACCGCAUACUUGCAAAAUUGACGGCACCGGCGAUAGCGAAACACCAUGUGAGCUUGAGUUCGUCGUCGAUGAUGCAGACAUGCACGAAGAUGAACUGAUCUGUGCCUUCUGCAAGGCCUAUGGCUAUCUCUCUCGGUUUUACUGUAGCAAGACUAAGAAGGUCUUGUGUCUACAGCAUGCGGGAUGGUUUGAGUGUUGCCCAGAGACCCCAGAAUCUGAGCGUCACUUUGGAGCCCAAGGUCAACACAAGCUAGUAUACCGCAUGCCCGAGGAUGCUCUUACUACGCUAGUCCAAAAGAUCGUUGACAAAGCAGGCAUGCCAGAAGCUUGGGAAUCAAAGAUGGAAGCUCUGCUUGCCGAAGGGCCUCGGCCUCAACUGAAGUCUUUGCGCGCCCUCUUGAACGAAGGUGAGAAGAUUGACUGGGACCUGAAUGGCCUUCAGGAUCUGAAAGAUUUCGUCGAUAAGUGCCAGGAAGUCGCCGAGGAAGCUAUUCUCUAUACCACUCGGAAGCAACAAGCCCGCCGCAAGGCAGAACGUCCCGGGAGAGGACGACCAAGCAAGGCGAACAUCGCUGAGGCGGAUGAGAAGGACCGCGAGUACCGCAACGUGGACAACAUACAGAAACUGCUCAACCAAGCGAAAGACCUGGGGUUCGAUAGUCCGGAAAUAACUACGCUCCGAGAACGCGCUGAGAGCAUUGUCGAGUUUCAGACUAGAGCGCGCACUGCUUUGCGUGAACGCACGUCUGAGCAAAGCAUCGCUCGGCUUGAUGAGCUCCUAGAGGAAGGGAAAGGUUUCAACGUCGACCUCCCCGAGCUUGAAUCCCUCGAAAAAGUGGUACAGCAGUUGAAAUGGCUCCAAGAAGCACAGGACUUCAAGGUGAAGCUGGCACCGACGCUUCAAGAAGUUGGUGAGCUCAUCAAGAGUGGCGUUGAAGUCGGCAUGCCAGAACACCAUCCCGACCUUCGCUUCCUGCAAGAAAAACGAGACCAAGGCGAGUUCUGGGAAAAGAAGGCCAAAGAGCUCAUGGAAGUGGAGAACGUGCAUUACCAGCAACUCGAUGCCUUUUCCAAGCAAGCGACCAACCUGCCCGUAACACCAGAGACCCGUGCAGCUAUGGAUGCUAUUUUGAAAAAGCAGCGAGAUGCACAGGAACUUAUCAUGUCAUUAUACGAGCGAAGUAAGAAUCCUGACUUCUCUCAGCGACCAAAGUACAUGGAAGUCCGCAAUGCCAUGGAAUCACUGAACGCACUGAACGGCAAGCCUAAUGGCACGAACGACCUUGAAAAGGAACAGAAGCGACAUGAAGAUUGGAUGAGACGAGGAAAGAAGCUCUUCGGCAAAGCCAAUGCGCCCCUCCAUAUUCUCCAUGCGCACAUGAAGCAAGUCGACGAGCGUAAUCGUUCCUGCUUCGACUUGUCUGAUCAGCCUCGAAUGCCUGUGGAGCCCGCCUCUCGUGAACAGAGCCCAGCUGAUGGCGAAGAGGUUGACGGUUCGGGAUCUAGCCGAGAUGUCUUUUGUAUCUGUCGAAAGCCUGAAGCUGGCAUGAUGAUCGAGUGUGAACUGUGUCACGAAUGGUAUCACGGGAAGUGCUUAAAGAUCGCACGCGGAAAGGUCAAAGAGGACGACAAGUACACGUGUCCCAUCUGCGACUACCGUGUUAAAAUCCCACGCGAUGCGACUCGUCCUAAAUUGGAGGACCUGCAGCUUUGGCAGGACGAAGUUCCUGGUUUGCCGUUCCAACCCGAAGAAGAGGAGACAUUGGACUCCCUUAUCGAGCACGGUACCAAGUUCCGUGACUACGUUGCGCAGUACAUCAAUCCGUUGAUGUCAAGCCCUGAUGAACUCACCACGCAGCGGUUCUACCUACGGAAGCUUGAGGGCGCCGAGAUCCUUCUCUCCAACGAGAUCAACUUCUUCCGUCAGGAGCUGCAUAAGUGGGCACCAGUUGCCCCAACGCCACCGCCGAUUCUACAGGCGUCGCUCUCUACGCGUAAGCCUCGGCCCACGAAGCAACAAAAGCUUAUGACCCAGUUGGGCAUCACCAAUCCAGAUGAUCUUCCACAGCACCUCAAGACCAAGACUCACCAGUUUAAGCGCAAGGAUGGAGACGGUCUCAAGUCGACGAGUCAGCAAUCUGGUGCUGCUGAGCAAUCUCAUACACCCCCUGGCGAGCCUCGUCAAGGUGCUGGUGAAAGCAGUGAGUACUUUAACACAACCACUACGUCUACGUUCAGCAACUCUCCUACAUUUGCUACGACGGCUCCACUCAGUUUUGGCGGAGGUUCUUCCAUCGCGCCCAUCGAUCCAGGUCUCUUUGAGAGCUCAGGCCCGGCAGCUCCGACCAGUCCUAUGCAAGACCCGUUCAAGAGCUCAGGUAGUGGCAACGAGAUGUUUGGCGAAGCAAUGGAGAUGGGUGGUGGUCAGGCAGAAGAGGCAUUGGCUGUCACCGAAGGCAACAAUUACAUGGAAUAG